Paramuricea clavata is the source of this 35837-nucleotide messenger RNA. The record is from the annotation of a GenBank genome assembly. Lineage: Eukaryota; Metazoa; Cnidaria; Anthozoa; Malacalcyonacea; Plexauridae.
GGAAAAUUUUUAAAUUUGAAAACUUCUUUUGAAAAUUUGUUGCAUCAUAUUGGUUUCAGAGUAAAAUCAUGUUUUAUUGUAAAUAUGGGAAUCUAAACUUUUCAUGAAACAGAAGUUACGUGGAUUUUCAAGUCAUGUUUGUACUUCAUCUUUGUCGACGAAGUAGGCAAAAGUUGAGGUUGAAAUGUGCUUGGGUAAGUGCACCAAAAUUUAUUGAAUUUGAACAUGAUUUUUAGCAUAUUAAAUUUCUAAAACAAAAAAAAUACUGGUAUGCCAAGCAACAAGCCGAUUUAUUCAUAUACCGAUAUUCUGAAUACCAAAUAUUAGUGUACUGAAUGUUAUUAGUGGUAUACCAAAGCAAUCCAAUCUGUGCAAGUUACAUUUAACAAUGUAUACAUGCAGCAUUCAUAUUAUUAGGGGCUGUUUUAUAUAUGGAGGUGAAUCAGGGAGCCAACUUGCUUUUCCAAGCUAAUUUCAUGUUUACAUGAGACUUCAGGAUGUCCUGCCAAAACAAACCACUGGUCCCACCGCUAAAAAUAUAGUAUGACAUAAAUAUAUUUUCGCAUGAACCUAAAAUUCGCACUUUUGCGAGCAACUUUCUUGGUUACAUAACCUACAGAAUUGUUGACAGAGACCUUUUAAGAUUGAGAAAUCUGUUGAGAAAAUCUUAUUUACAACAAUAUAUUCUCAUGAACAGAGCAAUAACACUCAGCCCGCUUAGGUGAGCUAGCCCCAUUACACAAAAUGAAAUUUAGUACGAAAUAAUAACAAAGGUGGGAUCAGAGUCACCUAAACCUGCAUGGCCAGCUAGGGUACCUUAGACAAUAAUAUUCUGCCAGCCUGGAAAAUAUUUACAGAAAUUAUGUUUUCAUGCCACCUUGGCAUGUACUCAUUGAAUUUCUGUCUAUCUGGUGUACAAAAUAAAAUGUCAAAAAAUACUUGCUGGCAUUAUAUAACCUUCAGUGUAUGUUUUUAUGGCUGGCCAGCAUAUUAAACUUUGACAUAUUUAUUCAGAACGAACUUUCUGGUAUAGAUAACCAGAAACCUUGACAGCACCCAAAGCCCAUCCCAACCUAGCCUGUGUAGCAGACAGUUUUUUGGGGAGGACUUGCAGGCGGGAAAAUUAGGGCAUGAUCUAUCAGUCAUUGAGGGCAAGACUUGAGGAUCAGGACGUCAGGAGUCACAAUUUUAUUACAAUAAGAAUGACGAAUUUGUUCGACAAUCAACAUAUGGAUUCCGAGAAAUUCAAAAUUAAUUCUAAACACUUCUAUCUCAUCUGUAAACGCAAUAUCAAACGCGAGCGUGCUUACAAUUAAUACUAUGUCCAAUUUGUAUGAAAUACACAAUGUCAACGGUAACUCCAAAUAAAGACAACAUUUUUGAUUUUCCAGGCUGCUCUAAAUCUUACAUAGGAAAGACCGACAGAUGCCUUCACACAAGACUCAAUGAACAUGCAACAACUGACAAAUCUGAGAUUUACAAACACAUCAACGCUUGCAAACACUUCAGUGACACCUACAUCACCAACCUAAUGAAACUUAACAUCGACGAUUCUAACACAAACGAACGGUUUGACCUAACACUAUUCCUUCUCCACAACUCCAUCAUCUUGGACAAGGCAAAACACUGGUCUGAGUGUUAUUAUUCAAAGAAGUACUUGCCAUUCACAGGCAGAAACCAGAUCGACUAUUGGUUUUCUACUAGUAUACAAGUCAUUUAAUUACAAACUAUUGGUAUAUGGCAUUACUAUGUAGUAACAUUAUCCAUUCCUGAUAGGGUCUUAGCUAGGAUUUUAGAUCUUGGGCGUGUUUCGAAAUGACCAGGGUGUGCACAUGCCAUUUACCUUGAAUAGCCAAAUUCACGGUUCCAGUUAUGCUCACCAACAACAGACAUUAAUGCCUGUGGUUGUUCUAUGCUUUGCAACCAAAUACAAGGCGAGCAUACGGUUCCCAUUACCCAUCAAAACAUUAAAGCACCACGGAUCAGUUUUGCCAAUUUCAACAACUAAAUAGGAAGAAAUUCUGUCUGUUGUAAGCAGUAACACCUUAUUUUAUGAACCUACACAGCCUUAUAUAAAUAAUGCGGAAGCCGUGUUUAUUUUAUCUAGCCGUGUUUUCCCAGUUCUCCCGCCCUAAUUUUUCCACCUGCAAGUCCUCCCCCCAAAAUUGUCUGCUAAGUAGGCUAAUCCCAACCCCUUAUCCUAAAACUAGGCUGGGGCGGUUCUUGAAAAAACCCGAAAAACUGUCACGAAAAAACCGAAAACCCGUUUUUUAUCUACCGGUAUAAAUAACACACAGAGUCUGACAUAAAACCGUGUAGCACAUGUUUUUGUUAUGACUAUGUGAAGAAUUUUAGUUUUAGAUGCUUAAUAUCAUGAUCAAAAACUUAUAGAGGACCUGGUAUAAAAAUACAAGUAAGAAGACAAUGUUAAAAGAAUGUAUUUACAAGUUUUCAGCUAGGAUUAGCUGAAACAUUAGCAAUUUUAUCUCGUUUUUCCCCGGUUCUUUGCCUUUUUCCGGUUUUUCGGUGCUUGGACUUUGGCAAAACCGAAAUACCAUUUUUUAAAAAACCCCGAUAUUUUCCGGUAUACCGAAAACCCGCCCCAGCCUACGGCUAACACCUUGCAUGAUUAACAAUUACAAUUUCAUCUAUAAUUUUAACCCCCUUCCCCCCUAACAAUGUUGGUUGAGUUAAGUAUAUAAACCACAAGGUGAUCUGAUUGAUAACAUAUAGUCAUGUUAGGGAAAGCUAAAACUAACUUGCUGACCUGUUAGUGUGAUGUUAAUUAUUAAGAGAAAAGUGAUUGAUAAAAGAAAAUGUGUGCUAAUCACGUCUCUCUUAUUAAAUACCACCAGCACGUGUCUUAAGUGAAAGGAAAAUGUAUGCUAAAUCCAGUGACCAAUUAGAAGAAUGAAAAUCAUGGCUGCCAAAGUUAGGGACUAUUAUUAUUAGCUAGUCUGAACAACUAAACUCAUUAUUCAAAGUACAGUAACUGUACGCUUCAAAACUUCAAAAACAUACAUAUAAUGUACAUAGUAUUACAUACAUUAUUUAGUUCACUCUCCAUCGCAGCUUUUCAGUGACUGAUUACUGUAUGUCAAGCAUUGCAUAAGUUUAAUUAAGAUUCUGGAGUAACAGAACAACUCCAAAAAUCUUGUGGAAGUGACAGAGCAAGCUAUUUCGGUGCUGUUGAGGGUAAAUUCAACAAAACAAGCCACAAAUAACAAGUCACAAAUAUUAAGGACCUCGGUAUCACUGUUUCCAGUAAUCUUUCUUGGUCAAAGCACAUCGAAGUCACUGCAGCGAAAGCCAACAAAACUCUUGGACUCAUCAAAAGAAUCUGCAGAGACAUAAAUGACUGCGCCACAAGAAGACUACUGUACUGCUCUCUCGUUAGGCCUAAGUUGGAAUACGCUAGUAAUGUGUGGUCACCUAGCACUGUCAAACACCGGUCAUUAAUCGAGAAUAUUCAGCGACGAGCGACUAAGUUUAUCUUGAACUAUCCCAAAAAUAUGUCCUAUCAAGGAAGACUGAUAAAAACAAACCUCCUUCCACUCGAAUGCCGCAGAGAAAUCUUGGACUUGCAAUUGUUUUACAAAUCUAAAAACAGGCUCAUACCUAUGGAUGUGAAUAAUCAUUUACGUACCUAUGAUCCAGACUAUUCACCACGUCAUUACGACGAAAACAAUUUCUAUUUUAUUACCAAACAUAAGCAGGACUACUUCAGGAAUUCGUUUUUUGUAAGGUCAGCAAAUCUGUGGAACAGCCUCUCAUCACAACUUAAGAGUUGUACAUCAAUAUCUGUAUUCAGUUCCAGACUACGUAAAAUGUAUAACGACUGCUAUUUUACAGCCCUCCUGGCUGGUCUUAACUUUAUAAUAUCCUAUGGUUUCCUAUUCAUGUAAUGCGUUUGGUCGAUGUAUAUUCAUUUAUUAGGAGUUAGGUGUCAAUUGGUACGCAAGUCCUGUUCCUCUCUCCAGUCACACCUAUGCUGUAUUUUUUUUUGCAUGUUCUAUACUAGUGUCAGUAAUCAAUCUUGUUUGUAUGUAAACGAAUUGUGACAAAUUAAAUUAAAUUAAAUUAUUAUUGGGGGAGCCAACCUAGAGGUUCUCCUGAUUUCAAAGCCUCAGAACUGCAUUUUCUGUCUUUCUUGAGAGGACUUUUUAUGAAACCGCCCUCCCCUGCCCCCUCCUAGUGUCCACCACUGUGAAGUAGCAAAAGCAAACCAACAUGAUCGUAACAGCUGUGGUGCAUGACCGCUAUAAAUUGGACACCUCUCUGACAAGACCGGAUUUUAGUGGAAAUAGUGGGGGAGGUGGAAAAAAAUUUAGGGGAGGUGCAGCGGUUUAGCUCACGACCCCAAUUGGAAAGUUAGGGCUUACAACGGCCCAAAGUCAACGACGUGACGUAUGCAAUGUAGUGUACAUAUAUGAUUAUAUGUAUCAAUUUAUUAAAUUAAUGAAAUAUGACUGUACAACUCAUCCAUGCAAUUUCGCCCUUCAUUACAAUUACUACAAAGCUUCUUUCAAAACAUUGCAUUAAAAGGGUACUUAAUACUGAGAUGAACGGCUAUCACUGUUUCAAUUUUACAGAAAAAACUUUCUUACGAAGUGUAAACCCUAGCCAACCAAACAAUGUCAAAUUUUCCCUUUGAUCUAUCAUUGACACUUUCCCAAGGGGAGGUUCAUGACUUUUCAGGGAAGGUUCAAAAAUUCUUAGUGGAGGUGCAAAACGAUCUCAAGGGAGGUGUGCUCCUCCCCACACCUCCCCUCAAAAUACGGCCAUGCUCUCUGAUACAGGUAUUUUGCUUUCUCCCUGGUGGCGGAGUACAACCUAAAACAUUAUACAUUAACCCACAAAGUACAGCAUACAGUACACAUUUUCGACAAACCAUUCAGAAAACGUCAAUGGGUCAUUUCAGAAAACAUUCACGCGGGAACUGAAAUCAGUGGAAGCUAAAAUUGGUUCAAGAAACCCUUUUGAUGAUUGAUAAUAGUGAUGUUUUUGAUUUUUCCCGAAAUAAGAGUUCAAAGCUUCAAAGAGAGUCAACUGAAUUGGAGAAACAUCAGAAGCUAUUUCUCUGUACUGUGUGGCUUUUUGUUAUAUACAGUACACUUAAACCAUAAAUCGGCCGACUCAGCUCGUAGCAUGUGCGCCAACGCUCUACUAGAGACCUUACGAUUUAAGGACGGCAACGCGACGACGACGGCCAGAACAAACGUCUUCAAAUAAAGGUUGUAAACUAGAUAAUUCGUCGUAUAUUAUCAAUCGUAUGAGUUUAGUACAGUCUUAGAAGUUGAAGACAUGGGUUUUAUGGUUGGGAAGAGUUCUGCUGAACCCAGUUUGAAGUUGCACUUGUUGCGGCUUGAAAUGCAGCCGUUGUAUCAAGACUUGAAAAUCUGUGAUUUGGCGUUGUAAACAGAGCGAAGGACAAUGUCUAAAUUAUUCAUAUAUUGUAAUUAUUCAAUUCUUUUCAAUGAUUUAUUGUAUUGGUAGCCGUUGCCGUCCUAAAUCGUAAGGUCUCUAGAGAUUAACACUCCGUGUACGCGCUAAUGUGGCACAACACCAGACACUUGCAUGCACAGACAUGCGUGAAGUGCCAUAGGGCCAGAUCGAGUGCUUAAUAUAAUUUAAUAAUAUAUUUUUAUACAGGUCCCCAGACCUUGGGUGUGUGCAUUUUCAACUGAUUCUACAAAGGUAAUUUCCGUAGUUAAAAUUCUGUGAUGAUCCACACUAAAUUUUUAGUUUAAAAGGUUGUUCAUAUACUGUAGAUUGAGGGGUGAGGUUCCAAUUUUAAGUUCCACGUUUCUCUUUUUUAUAAUUAUAGCAUUAAAUAUACCGGUAAUACAAAGUGCUACAUGCCAUUAUGGAUUGCCAACCUGAUCCCCCAGUUCAUUAUUUUCAUUUCCCCUGAAAUUUAUUGCUCAGAGGCUGAGCGCAACUCUGUACCCAGCGUAAUUUUUAUUGCAUAGUUAUUCAUGCUCACGUGACUUUCCAGACAAUUUAUUUUGAGGGAGGCAAUGCUUGCAAAUAACUGAAUAAGUACAAAAGGUGUUGAUUAUAGUCCAGGACUUACUGCAGGAGAGCUGUCAAAGUUCUGUCAACUGAAGUCAUGGGUAUCAUAAAGCGUUGGGGGCCUCUGCUUGCAGCCAUAAUGUCAUCAAGCCACAGUAAACCAGGGGUUGGUUUUUCGAAAGCCCAUUAGCUUAACCCUAGGUUAACCUAAAAUUCAGCUAGAGCAAACUGCCCAACAGCUUGUUUAUAAAUUUGGAAAUAUUUCUUCAGAAAUCUUGUUUGGAUCAACUGAAAUUUUAUUUUCUGAAUUUUUGAGAUAAACAGACGUGCAGGAAUACACAACCAAGACAGCAGGUUAAAUUUUAACCCAGGGUUAGAGCUAAUCCACCUUUGAACAACCGGCCCCAGGCUAAUUCCAUACGGAUAGUACCCUGAGUAUAUGAGGUUGGGCAACCUGCUGCCAUUGAUGGCUUACUUGCAAUGGGCAAUAUCCUUGUUUAGAAUAUUGGCAGGAAUAGGCUUAGCGGCUGCUAUUACUACAUAAUCCAAAAAUGCACUCAAAAAAUGUUUUUAGUCUUUAGCUAUAACAUUUAAAUAUUUCCUAAUCUAUUUUUUACAGUAUUUAAUGUAAUUAUUAUAUAUAUUUUAUUGUGUUGUAUUGUAGUGUAGAUGAAGAGCCACUCUGUGAAUAUACUGAUAAUAAGUCGUUAUUAUUAUUACUCUGGUUAAAAUUUUCCUGCUUCCAGAACGUUCUGGUUACAUUAACCAGACCUAGUAUGGUAGGAAGUAAUAUUAAGUUACCCCAAAUAGGGUAACCAGGAGAAUUUUAACCAUGCAGAGUGUUUUUAGAGUGUGUCUGUAUUAUAUACAGUAGGCCACUUGACUUUCAAAUGAGUUUAGAGCAAAUUUCUUUUCAUGAUCCUUGCAAUUUUGAUUGAGCCAAAAACAAUCAAAUUUCCUUAUACUUUUGAUAUUUUGAUAAUUGUGUUAUUUACAUGCAUGCAUUCGUCAAUUUAGCUGGACUAAUUGGACUUUAAAAAUCAUAACGUAUAUAUGACUUAUGAAAAUAUUAUUGUUAGGGUGAUGUUGACAGAAUUCGCAAUAUUGGAAUUUCUGCUCACAUUGACUCUGGGAAAACUACAUUGACUGAAAGAGUGCUGUUUUAUACUGGAAGGAUAAAGACAAUGCAUGAGGUAAUGUUCCUAAUACUGUUAUUAAUGUUUCAUCUUUGCCCGAGACACGAUUUGGGUUAUGCAGCAUGCAUGCAUUGAAGCUCAUCGUCUGGGCUAACUGCCGGGACUAUGAUUUUACGCAGAAUAAAAUACUGUAUAGUUAGUGCAUCGUUCUCUUAAGCGUUUCCUUUCCUUUUAUCUGCACAUUGUAGAGACAUUUUUCAUAAAGAUGGGGGGUGGGGGGUGGGCGGUGGGUUGGAAUGUACUUUUUCCGUUUAAUACGCAGAUAAACGCCGAUCGAUAAACGCACCCUGCAAUUACGAUUUUGUCCAAAAGAGAUCCAUUAGGGGGUAAUGAAACUUGUGGGUCAUUGUGCUCGACUGAACUUUGAUUACAUAUAUACAGAAGCUUAAUUGUGUUCAUUAUAUGAGGCAAGAAUAAUAAUAGAUUUUGAAUCAAAGGGUUUACAAAUGUUUUUUUAUUUGAAAACCUUGUAGGUUAAAGGGAAGGAUAAUGUUGGAGCUACAAUGGACUCUAUGGAUCUAGAACGACAGAGGGGAAUUACAAUUCAGGUACUCUAUACUUUAUAGAAGUGAUUGUUAACAUCAUCAGUGUCUUAUCCCUUGGAGAGGAAAGACCUUUUGGUAUAGGAACUGGUCACGUGAUCUGCUAACGUUUUAACAGAAUUUUAACUACACACGCAAAAAUCUCACAUCUUGUGGCAAGUCUGCCAACAACUCGUCGCACUGCUUGUCCCAAGUUGUCAACAAGUAUGGAACAAGCUGAUAAAACUUGUAACAACCUUGUUGAUAUUAUCAGCCUUGUUGCAAGAUUGUUCCAACAAGUCCGAUACAGUUAUGAUACAGUGUAACAAUAUUGUUACAACCUUUUGUCGUCAACUUUGUAACAUUCUUAAAAAUCAUGACUGUAUCAGACUUGUUACAAAUUAUUAACAGCUUGUUCUGAACUUGUUACAACAACUCAGUGGGUUGUUACUUGUUAAUAUGUAAAUCGUAGUAGUUGACUUUUGCCAUGUGUUUGGUUUUAGCAGAUUACGUGACCAGCUCCCACCAGGGUCUUUUGUCUCUUUUGUCCAUGCAUAGAACUGAAUGAAUGAAAUCUGUCAGAUCUUGGAGUAGGAAAUAAAUAUUAUAUUUUGUGUAUUCAUUCGAAUUAACAAUAGCGUUCCAGGGUAUUCCAAUAGAAUUUGGAAUAGGAGGCAUUUUGAAAGAAGUAAGCGGCUAUGUGAUGCCGAAGGUGUCACUCACCUAGGGGCGUGGAUGUGUGAUCCAUCCGAGGGCGUCUCUGUGAAGAUUCUGAAUUUAAAAGCUGAACUGGCAUUUCCAGUCAUUUUGGAGAGUGGGGUUUUGGAAGUUUUGUCAUUUUAUCCAAAUAUUUAACAAAGACUAUUGUGUAACAUUUAUGUUAGAAAAGCAAAAAACAUUUCCCCUGACGUUUCUGCGGUAAGGAGGAAAUAUUUUGGUUUGUAAUAUCGAGAAAUAACCAGCGAUUGUCUAUAGGCUAUAGACGGCGAAAAUCGCCUGGUGUUGGCUUCUACUGGCCGGAAACCUGAGCGUUCAUUUAGUAGCAUGUAAGAAUUUUACUGUCGUUCCAAUUGAAGUGUUGCUCAAAUAUUGAUUCAAUACAUUACCUCGGGCUGACCAUUUCAUUUCAUCAAGUUCCUCGAGAUAUUCAUACACUUCCUAGUAUAAUUGUAAACUUCCUGUUGAAUAGUUUGAAUGCACCAAUCACCUUUGUUGUUUGUGCAACUAACCAAUCAUAAAUAGAAAGGAAGUGACCAGAAAUUAUCAAAUACUUGGAAUUGGCUCUUUCACAGGAAGUGUAUGAAUAUCUCGAGGAACUUGAUCAAAUGAAUUGGUCAGCCCGAGGUAAUGUAUUGAAUCAAUAUUUGAGCAACACUUCAAUUGGAACGACAGUAAGUAGUACGAGAGUUUAAUUAAACGUCUUGAUGGUUGUAGAAAGUAUAAAAAGUGUAAAAUAGUCAAUGUAAACAAUUAAUGUAUAGCUGAGCGUGGAAUAUGUUAAUUUUUAAUUUUACAGUCUGCUGCUACUUUUGCUGAAUGGAAAAACCACAAUAUUAAUAUCAUUGAUACACCAGGUAAGGCGGUUUUAUAUUAAAUUCCAACUUGCAAUCUUGCAUAAAGCUUACAAUAGGGCUGCUAACCCUUCUGAUCUUUAUUUAUGAAAUAAUUUUAAUUAUCUAUUUCUUUAUAUAUCUUGAUUAUAAUCUUGUUCGUCGUAAGCAUGGAUAUACCUUUUAUUUUAUUUUCAUUCUUUGAUUUUAAAAAUACAGUAGUUUAAAACUUCUGCUUUAAAAAUACAGUAGUUCUGAAGCCUAUAUACUUCUUUGGAUAUCUUUAUAUUUAAUGACAUGACAGGCAUUCUUUCUCCAGACACUAUAGUCUGUAUUUCGGUAGCGAUCAUAGUAAGUAGAAGUAUGGUUUUCCGUAUCUCCUUUUACCAUUACAUAAGACGUUGCACUAUAUGGAACUACGAACAGUGCUUCCACAACUGCUUGUUCAAAAAUCCUUUUACAAUCUCCAAAAUUCCUUUUUUCCCACAAAAUUUCCUUGCCACCCAAACGGUGGAAAAAGUAAAAAAAAUUCAGGCAAAUUUGAGGCAAAUAUAUCAUAGACCCUACGAGAAAUCGAACAUCAUUACAUUGCCUGAAAAUUUGGGCAAGCUUUCAAGAGUUCCCUCCAUGAAAGUAUCUGCUCCACAUAUAUGUUUAUGUUCAUCCAGGGGCAUAAGGUGCUUGAUAAUGGUGGAGGGAUUGAAUGGCAGAAGGCGCUGAACGGCAAAUUUUGAAAUUUAUAGUCCCUAGAUCGCCGGAAAUGGCAUUUUCAGAUUCUUCUGUACCUCUUUUGUUAGACCUAUACUAUUUAUAAGUUGAUUUUUACUGGUUUAAGACUUGUAACUGGUAUAAGUUACAGAAAUCCUUGCAAUGUCCUUUAAUUUUUGUCUUUUUCCUUGUCAUUUCCUUGUAAAUUUUAUUUCCUUGUAAAUUCCUUGCAAGGACCAAUAUUUCCUUGUUGCAGGGAAAAAUCCUUGUAAGUGGAAGCACUGACUACGAAUCUAUUUCAGGAAUGGAUCUACAGGGGGUGCGCAGUUGAAUAUAUCAUGGUUAAAUAUGUAAACAGUCGAGGUUGUUAUACAGCCAUAUUUUCAAAUAUGCUGUACUUUAACAAGCACAUUUACUUUACUGUACUGUGCUACAGCAACUGUCCAGUCACGUGAUAAAAAGCCGAUAUAAACUUUAUAAUAUAAAACGUAACAGAAUGGCGAACAUGCAGAUUCGGCCAUCUCAAAUAAUGGUAAUAUUGGGAUAGUAGCGUUGCAGACUGCAGAGGAGAGUGGGCAGUAAAGGCUGCAUUCCAGUUGCGCGUUUUUCAUACGUGCGUACACGCACGUAAAAGUUGAAUUCGCUUUACAUCCUACUUAUGAAAUAACUAAAUUUAUAAAAGGACAGCAUUCAGUUUUGUGUAUGAUUUAAUGUGUAUUUGUUAAGGUUAUUUGCACUUAUAUGAAAUUUUAUUUUAAGCGAAUUCAACUUUUGCGUGCGUAUGAAAAACGCGUAACUGGAAUGCAGCCUUGAGGCUCCCUCAUGCACCGCCCCAUGGAAAACCUGCACCCCUCCUUACAGAUCUGGCUAGAUCCGCCCCUGGUCUAUUUUACACAAGUUACAAGUAUAUAUGCAAUGUCAUUCCAAUAAUUUUCUGGUGUUAUUUUACUUGAUAAGACAUGUUUGUUUGGUGUCUUAACUAGUUUACAAUAACAAUACUGUAAUAUAUUCCUUAAACAACUUUAAGUAAUAAUUUAAGAACUGUUUGUUUUUAUUUAAAGGACAUGUUGAUUUCACUGUUGAGGUGGAAAGAGCUCUUCGUGUUCUUGAUGGAGCUGUGUUAGUUUUGUGUGGAGUUGGAGGGGUUCAGGUUGGUAAUGUACAUUGAGAGAUCAACCACUCAACAACAGGUCUACGAGAUGAAAUUUAUACAAUUAAAAUAUAGUUGCUGCUUUUACCUUAUACCUAUAUAAAGCACUCGUUUUCGAACCCUGCAGAAUAACACUUGAUUGAGCAUUUUAACGCCGUACAAGUGCUGUUUUUUUUAUAAAGUGUUAUGUAUCGAUCAAUUCGAAACUUCACCAUCCCUCCCCCGGGAAUUUGAACUUUUUGAAAUUUGACUGAUCAAAUUCUCCACCCCCUGUGUAAAAAAUGUCUUCAAAUGCCCCACUGUAACAAGAAAUUAAGCGUUCAAAUAAAUGCCCGCCUUCAUAUGAAAAUUAUGAAACAGUAAAUACAAAAAGUACAAAAUAUACGGAAAUGUUUUUCGACAAGAUAGCGAAAUUCACGUAAAAAGUUUGGAUACCUUGUGGAACUUUAACAGUUUUACACAAUUAUGUAGUCCAUACCUUCAUAUGAAGCACAUAGAUUUUCCAUGCCCGUUUCUUUGAGCCAGUUUUUCACAAAAUUGAGGCCGUUUCCGGUUUCCCUCGAAAUCUGAGAAAAACUGUAUUUGCCGCCAAUGCGAAGUAUUUUCUGUGCAUGCAGAAAGCACGCGAAAACGGGCAAAAUUUUAAGACUUCCGGUUCAAAUUCCCCACCCCGUUAUCAAAUGCCCCACCACAUGGAAGACCUAAAACGUCAAAUUCCCUACUCCCUGGAGAAGACUUGAAGUCAAAUUCCCGGGGUAUGCCCGGGGGGGGGGGAUGGUGAAGUUCCGAAUUGAUCGAUACAUUAUAAUAUAAUGAACUAUGUUGUUUUUCUUUCAAAAUCCUAGAGUCAAACAUUGACGGUUAACAGACAAAUGAAAAGAUACAGUGUGCCAUGCAUUGCUUUCAUUAAUAAACUUGACAGGUAAAUAGUAACACUGUACAUAAUAUAUAUGUACUGUACAUUAUACAUGUAUUGUUCUUCUAUGUCUAGUAGACUUGAUGUCCCUAGGCUAGUAGACUUACUGUAAUGUUCCAAUAAAUAGAAAUAAUCUAGAAGACUUAAUGUUCCAAUAUGUAGAAAUUAACUUCGAGACAAGAGAAAGUCGACAGUUUUUUAAUAAAAAUACAAAACCGCGAAGACAAGGACAGGCCCGAAUCAAAUGUCAUUCAUAUACGACUUACGUGCGCUAUUCCAAAGUUGAUGACGAAACUGAGACCCAGUGUUAAAGAGUAACAAAAUGAAGAAUGGGGUUUAAAAUAGCUGUCGGCUAUCGCCUGCAUUUUCACACGGCUAGUCGGUAAUUUUAUAUCAGAAACAGCGAGUUUUUCUCAUCCAUUGAUCUGUACGAUGAAUUUAUAGGUUUGUAAUUGAAAAGAUUCUGUCUUGACACAAAAGAUCGUAUUAAGCAUUUUUUAUUAUUUUUGCGAGCAAUGAAGUAGGCGGGACUCGUAAUCUUGUGAUGAAAAUUAAUACCCAGAAUACUACAACGAAGACAGCCAGUGUUUGAGAAAUCGAAAUUCGACCUGUGUCCUUGGUAUCAAAAUGGCCUGCAGUCUUUGUACAUAGUGGGGUAUUUUCCGCAUAUUCGAGAUCACAUGUUCGUGAUAAUCAUGAUCAGGCUUUGUGAAAAGUCGCAGGUACAACAAAGGUACAAUCAGGAACAUGUACCAAACACUGAAACAGCCUACAAAUAUAACUAAGUUCGAAAUUUUUGUUUUAAACCCUGAAUAAUAAACUCAAUAUUCAUACUGUAUUUAUCCUAAUGUCGAACUGUGUAAUCCUACUACAGUGUAAUCUUGAGCAGCUAUUUAAUUCCAGUGGUAUAAGUGUUGUUACUUUUGAACAUUCAGUCCCAGUCUCCUCGUUAUCGUUGCGUGUUUUUUUCUUACCUGCAUGUGUUCUACAACAGUUCGUAUGAACGAUCUUACGUGGGGACGUAGAGAUCAUCUGCGAGCUUGGCUGCAAUUCCGUCCUGUUCGCAAUCUCCCAGUACAGCACAUUAAUUCUGAUCCUGCAUGGCUGUGGUGUUCCCAUCGCGCAGCGUGUUUAAGCUUGUAGUUGUACCCUACAACCGCAAUAUUUCACUGAUCUCUGCGAUCUUGGUAAUUGGUGGAAUACACUCGUUAAAUCAGUUACGAUGAUAUCAUAUCCUCGUGUUUUCUGCUACUAGAUGUUUUCCGUGGAUAUUGUAAGCUUGCAAUGCUCAAAUGCAUUGUAUUGAAUUAAGAUCUAUUAUUUUCAAUUUAAAGGAUGGGUGCAAGUCAUAAUAAAGUUCUGAGUCAAAUGAGGUACAGUGUACGUGUUAGUUAUCGAGAAAGAAGUAAAACUGAAUGUCAGGUCAAGUGUGCAACUGGUACUCAGUGUGAGUACAGUGCGCCAACUACCUUAAAUUGAAACCAAAUGAAACCAUUUCAAAUAAUUUGAAACAUUUUCAAGGCUGUUUAUUGAAUAUUUGAGCAAUUACAUAGCCUACCUCACUCCGGUUCUGUCGUCAGAGUAUAUAUAGACAAUCCAAACAAUGCGAAAAGCGAUUUUCAAAGUUGUAACUUUGACAUUCUACACAUGCACACAGUGAUAAAAAGUCGCAUUUCGCGGUGGUUACACUCUCAGACGUGAGAGAGCCAUUACCCCAAAAAUGGCUAAUAUUUUUUUGGGCAGGAUUAUAGCAAGGUUGAGGUUGCCGAAUAUAUACAAAGCAGAUUAUUCCCUACGCAAUGUUUUCAUUGUUCACCUCGAUCGUUUCACAAUGAUUCCAAAUAUGUGUCUGGGAAACCUUGGUUUCAGUAUAUAUCGCAAAGUGCAGUUUGGAAACGAACUGAGGGAUAGCUGAGAUUAUCGAGGAUAGAUGAGGGAGGAUAGAUGAGGGAUAGAUGAGAUUGUAUCUUAAACAGCACUUCAUUUGUUUAUCACAUUUUAGAGCAAAGUUAAAUCACAAUGCGGCAUUUGUGCAGUUACCAGUCGGUUUAGAGCGAGAACACCAAGGAGUUGUGGAUAUCAUCAGAAGAAAAGCUUUAUACUUUGAUGGAGAAUUUGGGUAAGAAUUAUGAUACAAGUUUAAAAUUCAGCUUGCCCCGUGUGGAUGCACACUCAGAGUAACAUCACAAACAUCAUAUUCACCUUCACGCGCUGGUGUCUAUCGGAAAGGGUAUUUUUUAUAACUCCUUUGACGAAUUUAGUAGGGUAACCAUUGCGUACAAACAAUUGUGUGACUUGCUUCAAUGAUUAUGACGUCACUAAAAUUGGGUGGGAUAACUCACAUGUCUAGUUACUGCUGUUUUGCUAAUGUAAGCAUAGAGUUUGGGUAACAAACCGCGCAGUAAAAGAGGAUGACUACAAUAGAAGUGAUAUAGUGAAGUAAAUAGUACUGCAUGAAUACUGAUAAACGAUAUUACUGUGUUUUAACUUCUCUAAAUUCACUCAUUCGCUUGUUGCCGUCAACUGUCCUCAUGCAGUUUGCCACCCAAAAAUGGCAGACAAGUUCGCAUGGUCGCAUGGCUUGAGAAAGCCUGGGGCCGGUUGUGUAAAAAAGUGAUUGAAGUUAACUGUGAUUAAGUGCAAACGUCAUCCAAUAAGAAGUGCCUAUUUGAGAGUUAAUCAAGAAUCACUAUUUAACUACAAAAUAGUGAUUAAAAAAGUGAUUAAGAGUUUUAUACAACCGGCCCCUGGUAAUUAUAUACCAGUAAUUAUAUACUAGCGUGAUUCAAACGGCGUACAAAAUAUGUUAUUGACAAAGUUGGGGCGCAUUCGCCAGCGAAAUCUAAAUAAAAUUCAAAACAAAUAAGUCUAUUUUUAUACAAGAUGGCUAAUCUAAUAAAUCUAAUACUAGAACAAACUUUGAAAAGUUGAAUUAUAGGUUUGGCACAUGAGUGGUGCGGCGUAUGAAUCAAUGUCGCUCCAACGUCGCACAAUGCGACAAUCUGCCGAACUUGUCUCGAACUUUUGUCGCUCCAAAUUCUGCCGUACUUAAGUUCGGCACGUGAAAUGUACGCCGUCUGUAUCAUUCUGUAAUUUGCUGAAAGGCCUGCUGAUAUGCAACAUGAUACCGAAAUUUAAAUAAUUACUACUCAUGUAUAGAAUAUAAUUGCAGGUAAUAUCCUGUAUACUUAUAGGAACGAUAUAAGGGAAGAGGUUAUUCCUGAAGAUAUGGUAAAAGAAGUUAAUAUUAGGCGAGAGGAAUUGAUUGGUAAGUAUAAUGCACUAGUCAAUGUAAACCCCCGCCCCCCCCCCCCAACCGGGGAGUGGCGGGGAUUUUGACUUAGAGGGGUAGUAAAAGAGCGAAAUUGUCCCCGCCCCAAUUAAUCAAUGUCCCCGCAUGUCUCUCAACCCCGGGAAAAUAGUUUUGUAUAUUUCAUAGUUCAGCAAUAGAAAAUCAAAUUCAGCUUUCGUCCCCGCAUCGUCUACCGAAAUAGAAAAUGUCGUUCAAGUCCCCCAUCAUCGGGGACAUAUUUACAAUCACAACUGACCAUUUUCCUCACUAAAUCCCCCACCCCUCCCCGGUUGGGGGGGGGGGAUUUACAUUGACUGGUGCAUAAUUAUUUCUUGAUGUCAAAUUCCAUUAAGACUGGACGUUCUGUUACCUUGUACUAUAAGGAAAUGAAUGUGGAUUCCCAACUUGAACUGCAUUUGUUUACGUAAAUUUUGUUUCAAUGUAUACACAUUCUAAUUUGACAAUUUACUGUCGAAUUGGUAAGGUGCAGUUUAAGAUAGAAGUUGUCCUUUUUUAGAGACUGUUGCGAAUGUGGAUGAUGGUUUAGGUGAAUUAUUUCUUGAAGAAAUCCAACCAACUGAUGAUCAGUUGAUGGUGAGUUGAUGAGAAAAUGGGUGAUGAGAGAAUGGGCGGGUUAGGAUAAACUCAGUUAAGAAAGUAAUAUCAUGACAAUUGUUGUAAAGAUAAAAUAGUCUAAGCGCAUUUCAUCAUAUCCACAUGUAAAUUUGCGCUAUAGAAAUGCUAAUCGUAAUCGUAAUCGUAAAAUAAGCAAUUGAAUACUUUAAGUUUGAAAAUAUUUUUACCGUAAUCAAAGUUAUUUCUUCAUUUCCACAUUUUAGCAGUGCUUCCACAACCGCUCGUUCAAAAAUCCAUUCACAAUCUCCAAAAUUCCUUUUCCCCCACAAAUUUCCUUGCCACCCAAACGGUGGAAAAAUCAAGAAAAGUCAGGCAAAUUUGAGGCAAAUGUAUCAUAUUAUUCAUGUAGACCUUACGAGAAAUCGAGCAUGGUUUAUGGCAUAGGCUAGGUCAUUACAUUGCCUGAAAAUUUGGGCAAGCUUUCAAGAGUCCCCUUCACAAAAGUAUCUGCUCUACAUAUAUGUUUAUGUUCAUCCAGGGGCGUAGGGUGUAACUGUUUGAUAAUUGUGGAAGGGUCAAAUGGCAGAAGGCGCUGAACGAUUCUCAUAUUCUUCUGUACCUCUUUCGUUAGGCCUACACUAUUUAUAAGUUUAUUUUUACUGGUUUAAGUGGUUUUAUAAAUCCUUGCAAUUUCCUUUAAUUUUAGUAUUUUUCCUUGCCAUUUCCUUAUAAUACUCAUUUCCUUGCAAGGACCAAUAUUUUCUUUCUGCAGGGAAAAGUCCUUGCAAGUGGAAGCACUGCAUUUUAGUUCAUACUUUUGACAGUCUCGUUAUUCUUAAUCCAAUUCCUUAUUCUUGAUCCAUUUAUCCAUUUAUCCUUAGUGGAAAGACUAUUUCCUAGUAAAAGCAGGUUGAUUUUCCGGGAAACGUUUUUCCUUAUGGACUUAUUCCCUAGUGAACAAAAUUUUGAUCUAGACAAGUCUAGACAACAAUUUCACCACAGCUUGAAAGAGCAUCACAACAUUAGUAAUAUUCCGACGUUUCGUGGCGAAAUGUUGUAAAAUGCGGAUAAUAUAGCCCUGCGGAGUUUGCCGUUUUUCAGUCAUUUUGUAUUAUGCUCUUUCAAGCUGUGAUGAAAUUUUUAUCUAGACUUGUCUAGAUCAAAAUUUUGUUCAUUAGGGAAUAGGUCCAUUUCAUUGCCAUUGGGUAACUUGUAUGAAAGCGCACUGUUCGCUUGCAUGCUUUCGGUUAUUAAAUUGAUUCGAUUUUUAGGCUGCCAUUCGACGGGCGACCAUAAAAAGAUUGUUCACACCUGUUUUCGUUGGUUCUGCUCUGAAGAAUAAAGGUGUACAAGUAAGUUACUUUUAAAUACUUGCAUUGUUGAAAAGAUAAUUUUUAUAGUUUAGCGAGCAAAGUUUCCAUUCGAGUUAUUUGCAGAAAAAUGUGUGUGCCCCACAACGUAAGUAGAAACAAGUUUCAAAUUUACAAACAAUGGUGUGACCCCUAAUAUUUCUAGCCCUUUGCAGGCAUGCAUUUUUUGUUACAUCCAAGGUACCGUAUACUGUACGUUGCACGUAUAAAACAUCCCAUCACCAACCGAUGCUUCUAAAUUAUAUGGGUAGUAUAUGAAAAGGGAAUUCGGGCCAGUUGAGACACCAUCGAAACGUCACCGAGCGGAGCGAGGUGCAUGGGCCGGUACCCCAUUUUCAUAUACUACUCAUAUCAUAUAUGCUAGUAUGUAGAUACGGCAGUGUUAUAUUUAAUAAAAUUUGAACAAGAGUUCUCAGUAAAGCUUUCCUUUUAGCCUUUACUGGAUGCAGUUCUAGAUUAUUUGCCGAGUCCCCUUGAUGCGGAGAAUUUUGCUCUAAAUGCAGAAGAGUGAGUACAAUUCUGUAACAUAAUACAGCACUUAUUUUCAACACAGUUAUGUUUUCCUUAUAAUAUAAAGCCAUGUACAUACACUAAAAUACAGUAAAUGUGUUGAUUUAUUUAGUGCAGAGAACAAAAUCUUGAUGGAUUCUUCUGCUGACAGUUCAAGUCCUUUUGUUGGCUUAGCAUUUAAACUAGAGGUAAAGAAAAUUACUGAUUUACAAUCCAGGCCAAAAUUCAUGUGGACACUUUAUCCACUUUGCAAAAAUCAUAACAAACAGCUAAAACCAAUCUUGAACCCUGAACCUGCAAUCCUCUGUGGAGGCUUUCUGAGGCUCUGGGAAACACCAGCAAAAAUCGGGCUCUGAUUGGUUGUUUUUCAACUGUUCGUACCCAUUUCUUUAAAUUGAUUCCGUGCUAAUUAUUAUUCAAACUGUGAGUCUAUUUAGUGAUUCAAACAUAUUUUAAUUUGUAAUAUAAAGUUUAUUUCUGUUUAUGUAUUAUGUUUAAACAUAUCAAUGAAACACACAGUAUAACUUUAAUAAACUUACUAAGUUGUUUCCUUCGCUUCUCAUAUAAAAUCAAUAGACUUUUCUGAUAUUAUACCGAUAACACACCAAUAAACCAACACCAUAUAUACAAGGUCAUGAUAAGCCGUUGCUUGUAAUAUUUAUUAUUAUUAUUUAUUUAAAAAUUCCUGUUUUCUGAUUGCCUAACAGCCAACUGUGGAAUUGUCAUAUCAACUCAAUGGCUAACCAAAUACGGAUUUUUCACAUUUAUAUUAGCAAAAUGACGUCAAAGAGUCAAUAUGAAAAAAAUUUGGACGCGUUUGCGCCAUAUUACUAUGACGAUGAGAAUCAUAUUGACUCGCUGACGCCAUUGAUAUGACGGAAUGACGGCUGCCGAAGGACUAAGGAAUUGUUUUUUUCUUAAUACAAAUAAAAUACAAAUGUUUGUUUUGAAUUUUUUAAAUAAAUAAUAAAACAAUUAUUGAAUUCGGUUUUCGCACAAUAUGAAGAAUUAUCAAGCCCUCAGUUUGCCGUUAUCAACCUCAGCCUUCGGCUUCGGUUGAUAACGGCAAACUUCGGACUUGAUAAUUCUUCAUAUCGUGCUCAACCUCAUUCAAUAAUUGUUAAAUAUCAAAAUCGGCAUUACUCUCAAAGCUAGCAACACAACAAUCCAUGAUUUACCGUAAUUAAACAAGUUAAAUAAAUCACUACCAGUAUCUUAUCAUGUAUCAUGGCAAGUGUUCUUUGAAGAAUUAAAGUCGUAAUAAGCUUGAACAACGGCAUAAUUCAUGUUUGACGGCAGCAAUGUCUAUUUAUAAAUGUCGAGCGGAGUACUGGAUCCAAAUGUACUGAUGUUCCUGCAAAAUUCGCUGGUUUUUCCCAGAGCCUCAGCAAGCCUCCACAGAGGAUUGCAGGCUCAGGGUUCGAGAUUGAGCUAAAACAAGAUUUUACACACAUAUCGCCCACUCCCCCCCCCUCAUUGUUGCAUAUCCACAUUAUCUACACUUGUUAUUUUAUGAAAAAUUCUAUUCAACAUUGACUUGGGGAGAGGGGGAUAUUUAUUUAGAGAAUGCAUGCAUUCGAGGCCAAUGUCGGUGGGUUGUCCACAACAUUUUGGCCAGGAUUGUACAUAUAACCAAAAGCGCUAAAGCAGAAAUUUCAGGGGCCAUUUAAAUUCCUCUGUUCGUAAUUGCACUCAUUUAUUUUUAUUUUUAUCCAUAAUCAAUAAGGUCAGUAUUAAAGUAUUUUUUACCGUCAAAAAUACUGGAAGUAUGAUAAAACACCAUUUUGUGAAGGGUUUUUGUCCAUAUGAUGUAACAGUCUGUGUCAUGGUUGGGUAAAAUUUUACUUCCAAUUAAGCGCAGUUGCAUAUUUUGUGAUGAAACAAGGUGUCCCAAAAAAUGCCUACGUUAGCUUUAAUAUUCAGUUUUUUAAAUACUAGAUUUAAUAACAAACAUUUGGCCUAUCGAAGUAACUAAUUGUUUGCCUUCUAGACCAAUAUUCCGACUUGUCCAAAUUCCGGACAUUAGGAUAAAAUUAAUUAUUAUAAAAUAAAUAAAAUUAAAAGGGAUCAUCAAAGAAAAUGGCCAUCUGUCUGCUCGUAGGCUGAUGAUUUGUGUUCUCUAAUAUCACGAUUCCGUUGAAUGUAACAUUGACGAAACUGAAGCAGAUGCAAGAGCAAAUACUAGAAAAUGCCAUGAAAAUGCUGUUUUUGGACAAAAAUUAUGGAAAACAGCAAAUUCAGGGUAAUUCCCAUCCCUAAUUCCUAUACAGUCUGUAUAAAAACCUAAAUCUUGUAUGAAACGUAGUAAUAACACAAAAUAUGGUGGGAAGAGGAAGCAUUUUUUGGGGCAUGCACCCUGCACAGCCAACGUAUGACAUCAUAUUAUGUCGUGCAUACAUGUAAUAUGUAUUAUGCAUUUAAUUACUUUUUAUUAUACAGUAUGUACAACUAAACAGAAAUGAAGGAGCAUUGAGAAAAAACACACGUGUGUAAUGUUAUAGUAUUUCAAAUGCUGUAUAUUUGUCACAAAACGGUUGUACUCUAGUAUUUUUAUCUUCUUAGGCUGGCAAAUAUGGUCAGUUGACUUACGUAAGGGUGUACCAAGGUGUUCUGAGAAAAGGAACAUUCAUUUUAAACACAAGAACAGGAAAACGUGUUCGAGUUCCGAGGAUUGUGAGAAUGCAUAGUGACGUCAUGGAGGUAUUUGAAUUGUGGACUUAAACCAUCACAACGCCAUUCCAUCUCUUCCUGUGUCUGCUGCAAUAGAAAAUGCUUUUUUGCCCAUCAGGUCUAAUGAGUAUGUAAUUAUUUCGAAAUCAUCAUUUUCUAUCCGUAAUGUUACUUGAUUUCGUCAGAAAGAGAUUUCAUAUUUUCUUAAUAAUAAUAAUAAUAAUAAUAAUAAUAAUAAUAAUAAUAAUAAUAAUAAUAAUUCUCUAAAACUUACACGGUUUGUCAUGGGAUUCUAAGUAUUCCAGCAUUUGUGAUGAGCAUAACAUACAUAGUUUUGCCUAUUUCAAUAAAGUAUCAGGCCGUUCGAGGUUCCUUCGCGCGCACACUUAGUAUUCAGUGUAUCACUAUCAGCAAUAGAUCCACCCCUGCUUGAGGAGAUCCACAAAUAUUCAUUAUAAACUGCAGCGUUAAAACAUCCAACAAAUUGUUGAAAUACUUUCUUCAUCCUGAAUAUGAAUUGUUGGUGAAUUGUUGUAGGAUGUGAGUGAAGUAAAGGCAGGUGAUAUAUGUGCGUUAUUUGGAGUGGACUGUGCUUCUGGGGAUACUUUUACAGCUGAUGGAGCAACGAAAGUUUCAAUGGUAUAAAUAUGUCGUGUACUGUAUAUCUAUGUAUUCAGCCCAGUGAACUCCAUAUAUAUCUGGAGCGAGAACUUGAGUCCAAAAAGUGAAGCCAAGAUGGCGGAAAGUAUUGAAUUGACUCUUUUGGCAAUUUACUUUUGAUUCUUUUUGCCAUUAAUGUUGUUGUCUACACCGAUGCCCUCAAAUCCCACCAAGUAUUUAUAGACAUUCACACUGGCAUCUUCGCCAGCCAUGAUAACCUGACCUUAUACAACGCAAACAUGUAAAAACACCUUUAUCAACCAAUGUUAAUGUUUUUUUAGGAGCCGAUAUUUGUUCCUGAUCCUGUUAUAUCUCUUGCUGUGGAGGCUCGAAAUAAGGUGUGUUCAUUGUGCGCCCAUCCGCACCUUGACGUCAUCAAGUCAGUCGAUUAGCCUAUCAAGUAAAGGUGUAUGGGCCUAUAGUUGUAUUUUUCGCAACUGCUCCUGGUUAGGGCCAAAAAAAAAGUGGGUUUCCGGUUUCUUCUUAUUAAAAACUUAGGUAGAGUAGGUCGGUUUUAACUUUUUUUUUUAACUUUUUUUUUAAUUUUCCUAACAACCGGACGCCAUUUUGUUUAGUCAGUGCUUCCACAUCCAAAGAUAAAUUUCCCUAAUAUUGCCUCAAAUUUCAAUUUUCCACAAACUUUUUCCACUAAGUGGAAACACUUACAAGCAUGAUCCAAUAAAAAACUUUAGGGUCGUAUUUCGACGUCCAAAAGCUAGAUAGGGUUGGGAAACCGGAAACCCACAUAUUUUUUUUUGCCUAGGUCUAAAAUUGUAUAAAAUUCACACUCGAAAUUUCCAUCUACAAAAUCCUUCUACAAUGUCAAGUAAAGGCCCUAGGUUUAAACUGACUCGUACCAUGCCACCUCGUUUUGCAAACCUAGUAGGUAAUGUCUGCAUCUCAUAAUUAUCUGCAACGUUGUUGAGAAAUAGUUGGCAAGGAAUCAGCACAAGAAAAAAGUUUGAAUACUGAAAGCGAUCAUCAUUUUCAUUCUUGCCUGUGUGUUUGAUCUUUUUAAGAAACAGAAAAUGCAUUGUGUGACUAUAUACCAUAGGCUUAAUCAUAUAUUAAGUUUUUCAAAAAAAUGUUCUCACUUGAAAAUUAUUUCUCUUAUACCUAUUUGCAUGACGAAAUGAUAGGGAAUUCUGGCUGAUUGAGAGACAUUGAUUCUGAUUAACUAUUGUACUGCAGUUCAAUAGGAGUGGGGACUAGGAAUGAAUUUGCGGAAAAUAUACAUCCCCAGGAGACGACGGAACAAGGAUGUCAAAAUGCUGGUUCAACGGAGUGUGUCGAUUUCCAGUUUUUAGUGCAGAGUUUCUUUGAAACUGUGCACUAUUGUGAUGAGUGGCGAAAAUUCACAUCUGUCAUACAUCAGAUAUCAUAGAGUAAACUUUCCGGGGGGUGUAUACGAUUUAUCGUCGUGGUGAUUUAUUCUACUUAGUCAGUGCUUUGAAAGUUAUUUAGGCAAUUUCAGUUGUCUUAUUUAAAUACUUAUUUUGUCCUUUUGCCAAGUUCGCAAAAAUUUCCAGGAAUUGUUGUUAUUGCAAAUUUUUGUCAAUUUUAUAACAUUUGCUUCUCCGUGUUGUGUGAAAGAUCUUUCCCCCGGAACACCCAUUUUUUCUUUAGCAGCGCAAAUGCGCAUGUGCUAUCAAGCUGUAGAUCACGAUGGCGUGACGAAUGACGAUGCUAGGGAGGAGCGACACUGCCGAACAGUGUUGUUUUCAAAUUAUAAACAUUUUUAUAAACGUGAAUAUCGAGUAAAUCUUUGAGAAUCUACGCAAUAUAUAAAUUGAUGUUAUGACUUAUGCAUUAUGGGACAUUCAAUUAAGUACCGAUAUUAUUUUGACGGUAUAUUCAAUUUCAAUAUACAAAGCUAGGAAGCAGCGAGACAGUGUUGUUUUGUCUUUUGAAAUGUAUGAACAUUUCAGGCAUGAAUAUUGAGAAAAUCUUUGAGAUUCUACGCAAUAUAUAAAUUGAUUUUUUGCAUUACGGGCAUUCUAUUAAGUGCCGACGGUAUAUUCAUUAUACAGAGCUAGGAAGCAGCGAGACCGUGUUUUCAAAUGUAUAAACAUUUCAGACAUAAAUAUUGAGAAAAUCUUUGUUUACGUGUAUAGCACAACGGUGCAAACUCGUGUUCAGUGCAACGAAAACUCUACCAGAUCUUACGAGAAUCUAUCUGUAUCAAAGCUUGUCAAAACUGCUAUAUAAACACUGCAAUAACUGUGAAACUAUUGAAAUCUAAAGUUACAUUAUUGAAUACAUGCGAAAAGCUGAAAAUGACUCAUGAAACAACAACGUGACCUUCGAAAUAUAUCAAAGGUCAAUAAAUGAGACUUGUUAUUGUGAACACGUCAUAAUUAGAUUAAAAUGCGGAAAGCGGAUGCGGAUUCACGGAACGGAUAUGGGGAUAAAAUGCGGAUGAAAUGCGUCAUUUUAAUGAGUUUUUCGCCUCUUAUUUACGUUUCUAUGUUUUAGAUUUAUGUUCCUUUUUUGUAAUGGAAUACAACGUCCUAGUGCUUAUUAUUCAUAACAUAUCUUAUACAGCUAUUUUCUCAAGUUGUCACUGAGACAAAAGCCAAAGUGUACAAUAUGGGCGCUAAAAGGAUGGUGGGAAUAAUCACAGAUUUAAACAAGUCACCUAGGUUGCCGGCGACCCUAUAUAGUGUCGUUUUCAAUUGGAAACUUUACAACAUUAUAACAGAAAUUAUGCCUUGUGACUAAUAUUAUAUGAGGAAAUAAAUAAUAUUACAUAACUCUCGUCAUUCUUUAAUCUUAAAGUAUUAGAUUUAAACCAGAUCUUAGCAUUUUUACUGUUGUAACAGUCACGCGCGCUACUACUGUACGUCAUAUCGACAUGUGAUUAAAGCUAUAAACCACGCUUGAAAAACUAUUCAAUUAAUAAGUAUGUCAAUAUAGCGUUCGUCUUUGAAACUCUGCACUAUCCUUGGAUCCCUAGUUCUUUCAAUAAUUUCUUAAUAAUAUCUUUUUAAACACUUGAACAUAAUUAACACAGUAAAUAUUCUCGUCUCUUCAUGGUGCCAUGCUACCCAAACAAUCGAUGUCGCCCGCGCAAGUGAAAGUUAAGAAUUUAUCAAAUCGCACUCAUCCCAGUCAUGGUUCAAUUUUGGCACAAUUUUCAGCCCCCUUUCUUCUGUUGAUUUUUAAUUGAACUCGACAUCACAUGAUUACCCUUUACGUAUUAUAGAACGACCUGGACGCAUUCUCCAAAGCGAUCAACAGAUUUACAAAAGAAGAUCCAACUUUCAGAGUACAUUUUGACGACGAGAGUAAGGAGGUAUAGUAUAGCAUAGUCAAUAGAAUAAGAAGUUUAGGGAACUCAAUGUAGACAUAAUAGCCCUCAUUAGUCAUUAUCUAAGUUUUUGUCUUGGUUUAUGCAAGAAAUGGUCGAUUCAUCGUCACAUGUGUAUUGUAUUUUCGCUAGAGCAACCAAUAGCUAUGUUUUCAUAUAACCAUUGUGUAAUAUCACGACUGGGUAAUUAAACCAACACACUACUGUUGGUUGGUUGGUUGGGAUGAAAAAACAAUACACACGUGACGAUGAACCGACUAUUUUUACUGCCUAAACCAAGACAAAAGCAUAGAUAAUGAGGUCUAUUAUGUCUGUAUCGAGUUUCCUAACCUUCUUAUUUUAUUUACUAUGGUAGUACAUAUCAAUGUCUUGGAUAGUGAUGGAUACUAUUAACUGAUGCCAAUCUUAUGCUGUCAUCUUACUAUGUUUAAGAUCGUUUAAACUAUGAUUACACUAGUUUUUGUGCCUCUAUCUAGACCAUCAUAUCAGGCAUGGGUGAGCUACACUUGGAGAUAUAUACAGAGGUGAAGAGUGAAUCAUUUGAUUAUACGAAUAAGUAGCAUGCAAGUACGAUUAAUUUGAUAAUAUAGAGAAGUCCAGAUUUGAAUUUCGCUAAAGCUACCAUUGACCAAUCAGAUGCGUUUAAUCUACCCGAUUAACCAAUCAAAUGCCAGUGGGAGGUAGUGGUUAUUGAAGUCAAAUCUGAACCUCUCUAUUAUAUUGUCGUCACCGUAAGACAUUUGUGAUGUGUUCUUUGGCAAUCAUGAAUCCACAAAGAGUCCAUAUUUUUUAAUAAUAUCGUCAAAUUAUAUGAAUUUGUCAAUAUACACCUACAGUAUAACACCAAAAACACAGCAUUAUAAUACCGCUCACAGUAAUUCGUAUAAUUUUCUAUAAAUAUUGUUUUAGAGAAUGAAAACAGAAUAUAACUGUCCUGUGAUUUCUGGCAAACCAAAAGUAGCUUUCAGAGAGACUAUUGGCAGUUCUAUUGAGUAAGUAUUGGGAAAAUAUUUAUUUGAUGAAAAUUGCUGUUGUUGGAGUCGCCAAUCUCUAAAAGAUAAAUUGUUGCAGUGGCAUCAACUUGGCAACCUAAUAAUACCUCAUUUCCUUAUUCAAUGCUUUUCAGUUAUUAUGCAUGACGGUUGUUAUUAACAAAUAGAUUACAUUUUUCCGUUGUCUGUACAGUUAUAGAUACUUAUGUGAUGUCAUAACAUGGUAAGAACAAAAAGGUGACUCACGAGCCAGCGUCAUCCAUGCGUCUGUCGUUUAAUAGACCAUGGCUCUCAAGUGUUCUAACCAUGAAUGAAAAGGCAAAUUAUUAUGUAAACAUAAAUAGACAUUAUAUUAAUAAAAUUACAGCUGCACGACUAUCGAGAACUAAAAUGACUUCUGUAAAGGGUUGUUUUCUCUUGUGUUUAUAUGAGAAAAUUUCAUCCUACAAUUUUGUUGUUUGACUGUUGUUAAAAAUAGCUCGCGGCGGCAUCUUUGAACUUUCAUCCCCGCAACUGGGCCAGCCCGCUUGUGAGUGUUUAUAUGAAGAAAUUUUCAUCCCGGUGUAAGCGAGAUAUCGCCUCUUUCAAGGGAGAUCUCAGCAACCGGGCCAGGUCGCUUGUCCAUAUAAACGCACGGUAAUUUUUACGAAAAAAAUAACAAGGAUUCUGUCGGAUGGAUUCUCGACAUCUCUUCCAUUCUUUCCCAGCCUAAUACCAAAUUUCUCAUAUCUGACGCCACAAAAAGAGACAAGUUUUAAUUAGUUUUAUUUUGCUUUUAUCAGGUUUGAUUACAUCCACAAGAAGCAAAGUGGAGGCUCUGGGCAAUAUGGACGUGUGAUUGGAAAAGUUGAGGUAAUAUUUUUCGCUUAUGACACGAAAGUGAACUCGACAUUGCAGAACUUGACCGCACAACAACUCCAAUCCUUUGGACAGUACAAAAAAAAGCUCGAAUAGUUUACCCAGAACUUGUAGUGUCGUGGCCACCACGCUUGUCUUUCAAGUUGGGAGACACGGGUUCAAUGCUUGGUUGCACCUCUACCCAAGGUCUUAAAUCAGGGUUCGUAGCGGUCUUUCAAAUCCUUGAAAGUCUUUAAAUUUGAAUGCAGGUUUUUAAGGUCUUUGAAUUGUGUGAAAAAGCGAAGAAAGUCUUUAAAAGUCUUUAAAUUCUUUAGUGAAUAUUUGAUUAUACGAUUUCCUAGCUAAUAAAAUAGAUUGAUUGAAGCAAGAUUUUCGCAAAUAUCGACGAAAAGGCGCAUUUUAGGAUGUGAUUUGACGGGACUAAUUAUCGGGUAAAAAUCGUACUUACACUUGCAAUUUUUCGACAGCUGUUUGCUCUCAAAGGUCUUCGAAAAGUCUUUCAAAAUAGGCAGAAAAAAAUCUUUGAAAGUCUUUGGAUUUUUUUGGUCUUGGAGACUACGAACCCUGUAAAUAGUUGAGGAGAAAGUGCCACCUUUACAUUGACAUCAGUAAAUGGUUAGACUUUCGCGUCUUCUUGGAUAAGGACGUUAAAAUUGUAGCUACCUCUGGGGGAAAUCCGCUCUUCCUGUUGGGAAAUCCGCUCACCAACGAGUGAGAAACUCAAUAAACAAUAAACCCUAUGCAUAACAAGAGCUCGAAAUAGCGACCUUUUAUCAAAUAAAGAUGUUCUUUCGUCAAAUCAACCGGGAGACUCUUUCUUCUCUUAUACAUAGCUAGCACCGCUAUGUAUAGAUGCAUGGGUGCCACAUCUCUGGCCACUUUUUGACCACUUCUACGUCGUUCCAAGGCUUUUCUCUUAAAUGUUGAGGGAAGAUGUAAGAUUUGGUUUUUCCAAGGAGGUAUAGUAGAAUAAAGUAAAGAGAUUGAGAACGAUGUCUGUACCACCUGUUUACCUACCAUAUUAUAGACCUAGACAUGGAGAAAUAAAAAUUUUAACAAAUUUCAAAUCAACGAGGAAUGUGUUUAGUGUAACUUGCUGUAUAAUAGGAAUUUUAGUAAUGGUUAUUAUCAUAGGAACCUGAGAUGUUCUUUUUUCCUUUAGCCUUUACCGGAAGAAGAAUACACAAAAAUAGAAUUUGACGAUGCAACAAUUGGAAUGAACAUUCCAAAAAAUUUUAUUCCUUCUAUUGAAAAGGUAGGAGAAUUGUAAGGUAAGGUAAGGUAAGGUAAGGUAAGGUAAGGUAAGGUAAGGUAAGGUAAGGUAAGAUAAGAUAAGAUAAGAUAAGGUAAGGUAAGGUAAGGUAAGGUAAGGUAAGGUAAGGUAAGGUAAGGUAAGGUAAGGUAAGGUAAGGUAAGGUAAGGUAAGGUAAGGUAAGGUAAGGUAAGGUAACUUUAUUUAUCCACGGUGUACUCAUCAGGAUUAAGAUUACAUACAUAUAGCUAUAUAUAUAAAUAAAUCUACAAAAUUAUGCAUAAAACUAAUAACACACUCACACGUCAAACAGAACAGUGAGAGAAAAUAAUGGAGUGAAGUGAUUGGGACGGCAGGCAAUGCACUACAAUUGCAAACGAACGAACUAGUUAGUCAGACUAACUUGUAUGCAUUGUUCGACUGUUUGUAUGCUUUUAUACACAGAGGAAUAGACCUUGAAUGCAUAAUGACGUCAUUAGGCGAUGCGCGCGGUGAAUUCUGGUCUUAGUAGCCACGGCGGCAGUCAGGGCCGGAUUAACGUUCCGCGGGGCCCGUGGCAUAUUAUCAUCGCGGGGCCCCUUGACCCCAACGGCAUUUUAGACACUGAAUUCAGUCAGAUUAAAAAAAUAUUCUGUUCUAUUUCAUGCGUUGAAAAAUUUCGUUUUGUAUUUAGAAAAGAAAAAAUAAUUAUACAUCAAUGAUUUGAUUGAUUCCGAAAUUCAACCCAGUUUGUACCAUUAACAUCAUUAUUAUUUACAGAGAAAAAAUAGCUAAACAUGAUAGCGUCCAUGUAAACUUCUGCCGUUUUCCACAAAAUUCAGCAAUCUAGUAUUUAACAGUUUACUGCAAAUUUUAAAAUUUUCUGACCCCUAUGAUUUUUUGGCCUCGCUUUUUGGAGCCCGUUGCCCAAAGAAGUAACAAAAAAAUUUGUUUGCGGCCCUGCUUUUGGAACCUCGUUUAAAAAUUAUGGAGCCUCGUUUAAAUUUUCGGGAACUUGGGCUCUUUGGGGCCCCGCACUGGCGCACUGUUUGGGCCCCGCGCUGAAACAGGGAAAAAAACGUUUGGGACCCCGCUUUUUGGGGCCUCGCUUUUUAAAUUUUGGCGGACUUUGGCUCUUUGGGGGCCUUGGACUCUUUGGGGCCCCGCGCUGUUUGGAUCCCGCGCUGAAACAGGGAAAAAAACGGUUUGGGGCUGCGCUCUUUGGUGUCUAGAUUUUUAAAUUUUGAGGUCUGACAUCUUUCUAGGGACCUUGGGCUCUUUAGGGCCCCGCACUGUUUGGGCCCCGCGCUGAAACACUGAAACAGGGGGAUAAAAGUAUGUGUACGUUUGGGGCACCGCUUUUUGAGGCCUUGCUUUUUAAAUUUGGGUGGACUUGGGCUCUUUGGGGCCCCGCACUGGCGGACUGUUUGGGCCCGCGCUGAAACACUGAAACUUGGAACAAAAAAACCCGUUUGGGGUCCCGCUUUUUGGGGCCUCGCUUUUUAAAUUUUGGGUGACUUGGCUCUUUGGGGCCCCCACUGGCGCACUAUUUGCAUGGGCCCCACGCUGAAACAGGAAACAAAAAAAUCGGAUUAAAAUAGAAGAGAGUGAGCGCGGGGCCCCCAAAAGCGCGGGGCCCGCGGCAUAUGCCGCUUCUGCCAUAUGGUUAAUCCGGCACUGGCGGCAGUCCAGCAUGGCUCGUAUAGGUGAGUGUACUGAUGUUCGUGGUCGUAUUUUAAAGGCUGUUCAAGGCGAUCAACACCCUAGUUCUCAGAACUCUUGCACAGGUCUUCAGAGUAACGAAAGUAACGGCAACAGUCCGCUUUCAUCGACCAGUACGACAAUUCUUUCAGUCAUACUCGAUGAAAGCGGACUGUUGCCGUUACUUUCAGGGAUAUCUAACCUCUGAAGACCCAUGCAUGCAAGAGUUCUGAAAAGAACUAGGGUGUUCAUUGGCUUGAACAGCCUCUAAAAGACGACAAAGAAUAACAGCGCACACUCACCUUCUACAGUAGCCAUGUUGUUUGUUGGGUAGUUUUUCCCGCGAUGAAUACUAAGACCAGAAUUCACUGCGCGCAUCACACCUAAUGACGUCAUUAUGCAUAAGGUCUAUUAUCAGACGAACUACCUUUCUUUGCCCAAGUUCAUCCAGACGGAUCGUCCAUCCCGAUGUGUCUAUACUGGAUCAUCUGCCGGUCAGACGAAUGAUACGUCAUGACGGAUGAUCAGUAUGCAUCUGGCGCAUUAUUAGAAGUACAAGCAGACAUUACUAUAUAAGAUCCAUGUAGGGAUAUUUAUUUUAGAAAACGUUUUAAUAUAUUUACCAUCGAAAUUGAGUAAUUUUGCGUUGUGGAAAACACCACGACUAUUUACUUACCAAUAAAUUUGUAUGCCCUUUUCAUCGGUGCAAAUAAUAUAAAAGCAAUGCGAAAUAAAUGAUCGUUGUCUUUUUCACAAUUAAAAUGCCAAUUACCUUUAUCACCAUGCAAACCUACACAGGGAACAUUUACAGUUCAGUGAAAGAUGUGUACAUGCAGUAUGCACAUUCGGCAAUAUAAAUCAGUAUGCACUAUCUGUUAAUACGGCCUGGUUCUUUUUCAUUUAUACAUUUUUGUUGUAGGGAUUUUACGAAGCAUGCGAUAGAGGACAUUAUUCAGGUCAUAAAAUUUCUGGUGUAAAGUUCGUUCUCAUUGAUGGUAAGUUAUCAUUUGGGUGCUGUUAAACUACAUGGGCUUUUAUACUAUAGUGAAUAUUAAAAGCGAUCAUGUGACAAAAAAUAAACCAAUCAGAUGGAUUUAGUCAAACAUAGUGUAAACAAAAAACUGUAAAUCGCAUUACAGAAUAUAUUUAAUACAAAUAUACAGAAAAGUACAACAAAUACACAAAAUAUAUAAAACAAAUAUGGAAUAAGGUGAGAAUUUAAUUAAAGUACUGUCAAUAUCUACUUUUGACAAUUGACAGGCAAAGACAGAUAGAGCUAAACAUAGGAAAAACGUUUAUUAAUGCCAUACGGGUGGACAGUGCCAAGUUUGGAAAUGAGGCGCAUUUCAUGUCUUUUACCGAUUUGCGGCUAUCAUUACUUCCAGAAAUGGGACAGAGGGCUCGAAUUAUCAUAUCUGAAACACUGUGAUUGCCAUUAGCAUCAUUAAUGACUGCACAUCAACGAUGCUCACCAAAUCUUGUCCUCAAAGAUCUUGCAGUUUCCCCAAUAUAAAACAUGCCACAUCUACUGCAUGAGAUGCAGUUGACGAGAUGGGAGGAGGUGCACGUAAAAUGAUGCUUUUGACAUGGUAUUGAGAUUUUGGUGCCGAAAUGGUGGUAGCAGAAUUUUUCUUGUUAUUGGCCCUACCUACACUGGUACAAGCUAUGUAAACGGUAAACCUUAACCUAUUAGCUACAAUAGACAACCAAAAACAAGGUUCGAUUCCCACCGUGGCCAGGCAUAUUUUUCAAGCUUGCCCGGUGUGGAUAUACACUCAGAGUAGCAUCACAAGCAUCAUAUACUGAAAUCGUUUUCUUCAAUUUCUAUUUUGUGUACCAUAGAAUUUCACGUUAUUUACAAAUAAUUCCUUGCAACAGGUGGGGCUCACGCAGUCGACUCCAGUGAUAUCGCGUUUCGUAUGGCUGCUAUUGGUGCAAUGAGACAAGGUAAAGCAGGCAUGUUGAAAUAUCCUAUGGGAAACCACUCGGCUGUACUCAGUGUAGGAAACUAGAAAAAGCAGGAAUCUAACCCAUGAUAUCAGAGGGUCGGACGCUCACUCUGACGGAUGCGCCCCCAAAGCCAUUCGAGAUUGUUUCGUAUAAAGUGACGUGGCUUUUAUAUAUGUAAUUGUUGAUGGGAUUUGUAGAUGAAAAUUUCGAGUGGAAUUUUUUAUACAUUGAUUAAACAGGGUUCGUAGCGGUCUUUGAAAUCCUUGAAAGUCUUUAAAUUUGAAUUCAGGUCUUUGAAAAGUCUUUGAAUUGUGUGAAAAAGCGAAGAAAGUCUUUAAAAGUCUUUAAAUUCUUUAGUGAUUAUUUGAUUAUACGAUUUCCUAGCUAAUAAAAGAAAUUGAUUGAAGCAAGAUUUUCGCAAAUAUCGACGAAAAGGUGCAUUUUAGGAUGUGAUUUGACCGGACUAAUUACCGGGUAAAAAUGGUGCUUACACUCGCAAUUUUUCGACAGCUGAUUGCUCUCAAAGAUCUUUGAAAAAGUCUUUGAAAAUAGGCAGAAAAAAUCUUUGAAAGUCUUUGAAUAUUUUUGGUCUUGCAGACUACGAACCCUGUUAAACCUAACCAGGAGCUGUUUCGAAAAAUGCAACUAUCGACCCUCUGACAGGACUCGAACCUGCGAUUCCGGUGCAGCGCUCUAACCAACUGAGCUACAGAGAGACAGUUGUCGAGCUCUAACCACAAGUAUAAAUGUAUAAAAAUUCCACUAGAAAUUAAUUUUCCAUCCCUUCAACAAUUAGCUAUUUCGAGUGAGAUGCCCAAAAUUUUGAUAUUUACCCAUACACCGUAGUAUUUAUACGUAAACUUAAUUGUAGUUAGAGCUCGACAACUGCAUGUCUCUCUGUUGCUCAGUUUGUUAGAGCGCUGCAUCGAAAUCGCAGGGCCGCAGAUUCGAAUCCUGCAGAGGGCCGAAACUGCUUCUGGUUAGGGUCUAAUAAGUGUAUAAAAAUACCACUCGAAAUUUCCACCUACAAAUCAUUUCGUAUUUGUCUAUUUCAGCAAUCAUGUUUCGCUCGCUACUCUGGUUUAAAUAAAUGAUUACAAAGCCCAGUCGAAUUGUAAUCAAGACCCAACGUUUCGACACUCCAGUCUAGUGUAAUUUAUUUAAACCAGAGUAUAGCGAGCGAAACAUGAUUGAUAUACCUGGUUGCAGUGAACGAACAAACUUUAUAUUUCAGCAAUGUCAUCAAGUUCUGCUGUUAUUCUUGAACCAGUAAUGAGUGUCGAAGUCAAUGCUCCUAUGGAAUUUCAGGUAUAGACCAGUCUUAUUGACUAGUUUAGACACUUAUUUAUCAUUGUACGGGCAUUAUUUUCUAGUUGCCGGAACAAUAGCCUGAUUCCUGUGAACACUCUGGUUCAAAUUUUCCUGGUUAACCUAGAAGUUACCCUACUAUUCCUGGGCCGGUUGUGCAAAGGUGGGUUAGUGCUAACCCUGGGUUAAAAUUUAACCCCCUGUUUUGGUUUGUGUAGUUCUGCACGUUUUUUUAUCUCAAAACGUCAGAGAAGUGAACUCCUAUCGAUCCAGACAAGAUCUCUGAAGAAAUAUGUCCAAAUUUAUAGACAAGAUGUCAGGAAGUUUGCUUUGAAUAUUAGAUUAACCUAGGGUUAAGCUAAUCUAGCUUUGAACAACUGGCCUCUGCAUGUCUGUUUAUUUCAAAACUUCAGAGAAGUGAACUCCUAUCGAUCCAGACAAGAUUUCUGAAGAAAUAUUUCCAAAUUUAUAGACAAGCUGUCAGGAUGUUUGCCUUGAAUUUUAAGUUAACCUAGGGUUAAGCUAACCCAGCUUUGAACAACUGGCCCCAGGUAUAUAAGUGAUUUUAAAUCGUUUAAAAAUUCACAUGCAUGCGUUAUAUGCUGAGUUAUAAAGGAGAAUGUUUAUAAAGCAUACUUAUAUGCAGUUUUCCAAAUGACGAUGUUGGAUAAAAACACAUAAAUUAUCAAAUAUUUGGUAGCUCAUUAUGUAAAGUGUGACGUAAAUUUGUUUGCAAUGCAUGUGAGCAAAACUGAAUUAUCUCGCCAAGAAUGGACGUAAACGAAAAUCUGCAAAACAAGUUACUUUACAGUAUUGACUAUUCUUUCAGAUGGGACAAUAAAAAAUUCGUGUUUAAUUUGAUCAGCCCUAAGGGUACGAAGCAUCAAAUCAUAGUUUUAGCUAGUUGAUGUUUUAUUUUUCUUAGGGUUCAGUAAUAGCUGGACUAAAUCGACGGAAUUGUGUAAUAACAGGAACAGACGGUAGUGAAGGAUACUUCACAUUGUACACUGAGGUAGGUUAACUUUAAAGGCCCGUUUACACAUUGCUGCAAUUUUAGGUGCGGUUUUCUUCUCCUGAUGUAUGUGAACGAGUGGAUGAGUUAGGAAUGUUUAAAUGAGUGUACAUAUAAUUAGACAUUUAUAACUUAUUUACUCGUUCACAUCCAUCAGAAGAAGAAAAUCGCAACAAAAAUUGCAAGUGUAAACGGCGGGGCCUUAAGUGUGUGGGCGGAGAUUGCUGUAUUAACCUGGGCUUAUAAACUACGACCGGCCAUUUUAUGAUUUUUAUCAUAUCAAUGAUAGACGCUGGUCAUAGUCUGUAUCAAUAAGCAAUAUUACUAACGUCGAGCAGGGACGUUUCUUUACAGUAUUUGUCUCCCAAGCAUUAUUCAUGUUUCCACAUUGCGGUUACUAAAAUGUGGCCAAAUUUCACUUAAAUCUAUCAGCAUUGCCUAGACCUCUGGCCUAGACCUAGUGUAUAGUAGCUUAUUGUUUGUUUGUCCGAAAAGUUGCAUGCCCUCCAUCACACGCGCAGUUCAACCUCGAUAGGGUGGAUUGUGCCAAUUGAAAAGUAACUUGGAUCUUUAGGAUAUAUAGUUAUAUUCAUAGGAUGGUAAUUCUUUAACUUUCCUUAAAGUGGAAUUUUUAUCUACAUCAGUUUUUUAGAACCACAAUACAUAACCCGCGAACAGGCAUACUCUGGGAACGAGAUUGACCAUAAUAUUGUAUACAAUUUCAUUUCAAUCAUAAUUUCAUUUCCAUAAUUUAACCCCGUUCUUUUUUAAGGUUCCACUUAAUGACAUGUUUGGUUAUGCAUCAGAAUUACGGUCACUGACGCAGGUAGGACGUCAUGUCGGUUUAGAUUAUGUAAACAGAAUAGGAACCUUACAAAAGGUCAACGUCUUGGUUUUGUCUAUGAUUUUGGCGUAACCGUUGCAAUGCUGUCGCCAUGCAUGGUCCUUAUGAGAGGUAUUCUUCCCUCUGAAAAUAUUCAAAAUGGCGGAUGUUCAGGAGGGUGAAUGCCUUUGAUAACCGCACUGGCUAGGAACAUGGCGACAGCAUGACGUGGCAGCGGUUACGCUUUUUUGGCCGAGUCGACCUUCAAUUUGUAUGUAUUCUGUGCUAUGUAUUCGUGUCAAAGAAAGUAGAUGUCCACGACAUCGCUCAAAAGCAAUGACUCAAGCGAAGUCUCGCUCAAUCCUCACUCAAGUUUGGUUUGAAGAUUCGUUGUCACCACAGGUGUUCACCUGGGAAAAACUAUUCUGCACGCAGAAGAUUCCUCGGAAAACUUUGGAUUAAGGAUAGGGUCAGGGCAGUGGAAGCGGAACGCGCGGGAGGGGGGGGGGGAAGGGGGGGCAAGUCCCCCCCCCAAAAAAAAUGGAUUCGAAAUUUUAAAGAUUAUAUAUUAAAAUUGGGCAAAUUUAGUGAGAAAAAUGGGGAAAGAUCAAAGAAAACCGGCAAAUGCAUUAAAGAUAUCAAGUUGGAAUAUUAGGUCCGAAUAUUUUUUAGUAGGGUCCUGACAAUCAAAUUGCAAAAACUUCAAAUUGCACUCGUCCUUCGUCAUUGAAAAACUCACUCGUGCAUGCUUUUCCCACCAGAUACCAUAUUAAUACCUAUAAAAAUUUCUUUUACUUUUUACCAUCUAGGGAAAAGGAGAGUUUACUAUGGAAUAUUGCAAAUAUUUACCAGCUUCACGUCAGGUGCAGGUUGAAUUGAUUGAAAAGUAUAACAAAGACAGACAGCAGAAAGCCAAAGCAAGAUGAAGCAUACUACGUUCUGAAUGGGUAUGUUAUGAGUAUUCCUUCCCUCAGCUCUCCCAAAGGCAAAGAGGGUCAUUGCCACCGAACCUCGAUUCUUACGCUGAAAAUUCUAACAAACCUCAGUGGAACUGAGGUGAUGUAACUACAGCAAGUAAUAUAAUUAAUCCAAGUCGAAACUCUUCCACUCUAAAUUAUUACUUCUUGGUCAGGUAUAUUGUAUGAAGCCAAAGUUAGGACAUAAACUGUGACGAAAGAAUCUGAAUAUAGCGUGCCUACUUUGAUUGCAUAGAUUGUUAUCACGCAUUUAUUAAUUGCCCAGUGCAGAAUAUGGCGUAGAAGUGUACAAUAAUUUAUUUUAUCCAGGCUCAUGUAAUAAUUUUUUUAAACGGGCUGUAGCUCUCUUUGUCCUUUAGUUUAACCUAAACAUACUAUUAUCCAAGAUACAGUAAAAUUGUUUAACAAACAGCCGUUUAAUUUUACAUAUUUAUUUUACAGUUUUUAGUUUACAUUCAAUAUCAUACAGUAAAUUCGCAGUUUAACAAAACUUGCAAGUAAUGUAUAUUUAAGUAUAUGACAGUAUAUGGAUGAUCAUUUA